This is a messenger RNA of Dreissena polymorpha, 7077 nucleotides long. RefSeq lists its product as uncharacterized. The record is from RefSeq and is a predicted model, not a curated record. The transcript has a single exon. Bases 1 to 7077 code for a protein of 2358 amino acids. Gene Ontology annotation, molecular function: DNA helicase activity; ATP hydrolysis activity. Gene Ontology annotation, biological process: DNA repair; telomere maintenance. Lineage: Eukaryota; Metazoa; Mollusca; Bivalvia; Myida; Dreissenidae.
AUGGCCAGACUUUUGAUUGAAUUACUACUCAUCAGAGCGGGCUUGGAGCAAAAUCCUGGUCCAAAGAAACAGAAGAAAUCCAUAACUAACUGGAAACAGAAAGCCAAAAGACUGUCCAAGUAUAAAGAAGAAAAAGAGAAAAGGCUGUCUUUGGAGGAAGAUCAUAUUGAUGCUAUAAAAAGGUCUGAAGCUGAAAGAAAAAUAACUCAGAGGUCACAGAGUGAAACAAAAAAAGAAGACAAUGAGGCUGAUGUUAAACGUAAACGUUUAUCAAGAUCAAAAAGUAAUAAAAACAAGAAAGAGAAGGAAGCAGACACUUUCAGAAAAAGAGUUUUAAGAUUAGACACUGAAAAAAGAGAAAAAGAAAAUGUUGCAGAAGCUAAACGAAAGAGAGCUCUAAGAUCAGAUAGUGUAAAUAAAGAAAAAGAAAAUGUUGCAGAUGUUAAACGAAAGAGAGCUCUAAGAUCAGAUAGUGUACAUAAAGAAAAAGAAAAUAUUGCAGAAGCUAAACGAAAGAGAGCUCUAAGAUCAGAUAGUGUAAAUAAAGAAAAAGAAAAUGUUGCAGAUGUUAAACGAAAGAGAGCUCUAAGAUCAGAUAGUGUAAAUAAAGAAAAAGAAAAUGUUGCAGAUGUUAAACGAAAGAGAGCUCUAAGAUCAGAUAGUGUACAUAAAGAAAAAGAAAAUGUUGCAGAAGCUAAACGAAAGAGAGCUCUAAGAUCAGAUAGUGUAAAUAAAGAAAAAGAAAAUGUUGCAGAUGUUAAACGAAAGAGAGCUCUAAGAUCAGAUAGUGAUUAUAGAAAAAAAGAAAGUGUAGCAGAAAAUAAAAGCAAACAAUUGUAUAGAUCAGAUCCAGUAAAGAAACGUAAUGAAAGACUACGAGAACAAAAACUAAAAGGAAAGAAGAAAGUGCAAAUGAAAGAACUGAAAAGUGACAUGUCAUAUGUUGGUGCACAAUUCAAGAAAUCAAUACAGCAAGGACCAGUGUUUGUGUGCACCUGCUGUAAACGUCUUUUAUACAGAAAGUCUGUUGUACAUGUACCAGGUGAUAAAUAUGCAAAAUAUGGUACAAAUAGACAAAUUGUUCAGCAGUGUUUGACUGGUUUUGUUAGUGGCUACAAGGAUAUAUGCGAGUGGAUAUGUAGCACAUGUCACAAAGCCCUAAAACAAGGGAGAAUGCCUUCACAAGCACAGGCGAAUGAUCUGCUUGUUGAAGAACAGCCAUUUGACUUGUGUGACCUUAAUCCAUUGGAAGAACGUCUAUUGUCUAGGAGAAUUCCAUUUAUGCAAAUAGUGAGCUUACCCAGAGGGGGUCAAAAGGGAAUAAAAGGACCAGCAGUCAAUGUUCCAUCUUCAUUGGAUGAUGUAAUGUCUCUGCUUCCCAGGCUGCCAUCUGAUUGUGGUUUGGUUGGCAUUAAACUCAAGAGAAAAUUAAAAUACAAAGGUCAUGUAAUGCACCAGUCGAUACGACCAGCCAAUGUCAUGUCAGCACUACAAUACCUGAAAGAUAAUAAUGAAAAAUAUGAAGAUGUCAUUGUCAACACCACCUGGUUAGAACAAGCAUCUGAACUUGAUAGAAAGCUCAUUGAUGCAUGUGAGGACAGUGAUUCCAAUGACUCAGAAGAUGAAGACAAUGAUCACUGUGCUGAUUUGAAACAUGAUACAGAACAUGUUGAGAAAGGAGAAGAAAGCGAGAGUGAAGAUGAGGAAGAUAACAUCAUGAAACUACGAGGUGUUCCUUACAAUACAUGCCUCCAACCGUCAACACUCCCAUAUUCUGGCAAAGAGAUCUACUCUCUAGCUCCAGGUGAAGGCCAGCAGCCAAUCAGUUUUUUUUCUGACCCUGAAUGUGAGGUUCUGGGUUUCCCAACACUAUUCCCAUCUGGAAAGUUUGGUUUUAGUUGUCAAAGAGUCGUCAACUUAUCCAUGAGGCGGUAUUUUAAUCAGAGGAUGCUUAAUGUUGAUGCCAGAUUUGCCCAGAAUAUCGAGUAUUUGUUCUUCUCUCAAUACCUUUGUGAAGCAAGACAGAUACUAGAUAACAUAAGCAUUGCUAUGAGAAAAGGCAAUUGUACAGGUGGAAAGAAGCUGACAGCAGGUUACCUUUGUCACACAGACACUUUACAAGAUGACCUGGCACACAAUGAUGGAUAUAGGUUUCUUCAAAAUGUUCGGGGGUCCUAUCCAUACUGGGUGAAAACACUCCAUGACCUGAAUGCAAUGGUGAGACAACUCGACAUUCCAACCUGGUUCUGCUCAUUUUCAGCUGCAGAUUUGAAAUGGCCUGAAACGAUACAGAUUAUUGCCAAGCAGUAUGGAGUAACAUUGAGUGUCACUGAUGUAGAGAACAUGGAUUGGCAGCAGAAGUGCUUGUGGUUACGCCGUAAUCCAGUAACAGCAGCAAGACAUUUUGACUUCAGAGUACAGAAAUUCUUCAAAGAAGUUCUUCUGACUGAUGCUCAUCCAUUAGGCAAAAUAGUAGAUUUCUUCUACCGAACAGAGUUUCAGCAACGUGGUAGCCCACAUAUUCACUGCCUGUUUUGGGUCCAAGAUGCUCCAAAGAUUGGAAAAGACACAGAGAAAGAUAUAUGUGACUUCAUCGAUAGAUAUGUAACAGCAGAACUGCCAUGUAAAGAUGAUAUUCCCCUGCAUGACCUGGUAAACAGUUUGCAGACUCACAGUCACUCCAGCUCCUGUAAGUCUCACACCAGUAAUUGUAGAUACCAUUUUCCAAAGCCACCUACAGAUGAGACUAUGAUAGCAGGACCACCUGAAGAUGAUGAAACUGAACCCAACGUGAGAUGCAAGCAGAGAGAAAAGAAUGCUGAGGUGCUCAAGCUUGUACAGGAUGCUGUUGUUGAAGAUAAUAACAGAACACUGGAUGAUAUCCUUACUGCAGUCAAUGUGAGCAAAGAAAGCUACAUGCAGAAACUGAAGGUCGCCCCUAGAAAUCCAACAAUCAUGUUGCGCAGGUGCCCAUGGGAGACGCGAAUCAAUAACUACAAUCCGGAUUUAUUGAAGAUUUGGUCAGCCAACCAUGAUGUGCAGUACGUGACCAAUGCAUAUGCUUGUGCAAUGUAUAUCCUGUCUUAUGUCAGCAAAGGAGAAAGGCAGAUGGGAGAACUGUUAAAGACAGCAUCAAAAGAGUGUACAAAGGAUGACACAAUACGACAACAACUGAAGAAACUGGGAAAUGUGUUUCUUACACAUCGAGAGCUUAGUGCCCAGGAAGCGGUUUACAGAGUUACUUCAAUGCCAUUGAAGAGGAGUAGCAGAGCUACGGUUUUCGUCAACAGUGGACUGCCAGAUGAGAGGAUCAGAAUAUUGAAGUCACUGAAAAAGCUACAAGCCCUACCACCAGACUCAGAAAACAUAUUUGAAAGCAACAUGAUUGAAAGGUAUGCAGCUCGGCCAAAUCAUAUGGAAAACAUAUGUUUAGCAGACUUUGCAACAAUGUAUUGUCUGAAAGGUUCAUCUGAAAAACAGUCAGAAGACAAGAAUGAAAACAACGAAGAUGAGAUAUUAGAGAUACCAGAGGUUGAUAGUGGAGAAGAAGGGGAGAUAAAGUUGAAAAACAACAUGGGUAUAAUGCUGAGGAAGACUAGAAGAGCAAUUCUACGAAUGCCUAGAUUCUCAGCAGUGAAAUCACCUGACAGACAUUACCAUUCCCUCCUGAUGCUGUACUACCCGUGGCGCAAUGAGGAUACAGAUUUGAAAGGUGACAAAGAAUCAUUCAAAGAUUUCCAUGAAACAGUAAGUGAAACUGUUUCCAAAAACCAGACAGUGUUUGAACAUAAUGCUGAGGCACUGGAUAUGGCCAUGGACAAUAUUGGCAAAUUGUCUGAAAAUUUGUGGGAUGAGCUAGCAUCAGGCCAACAACAUGAAGAAGAAGAUAAGAAGGAAGGAAAGUUCUCAGAAGAUGUUGAAGCUGAUGAAUUUAUAGGAUCCCUUCAAAACAUUCCUGAGUUAGGCAAACCUAAAAGACAGAAAACUGAAGAGUCAUUUCGUGUUGAGUACCAAACAAAGAUGCUGUCUACCAAAGAAUAUUUUGGACUUGUAUCAUCCUUGAAUGAACGCCAAAGACAACUUUUUGAAAGUGUGUUGAAGUGGUGCAGAGACGAGGUACAUGCCACAAAGAAAGCUGCAACUCAUGCACCCUUCUACACAUUCUUAACAGGUGGUGCAGGCACAGGAAAGAGUCAUCUUAUUAGAGCUCUGGUCAGUAUGAUUGAGAGGGAGCUAAGACCAAUUUGUGAUUCGCCAGAAAAAACCACUGUUCUGUUGACUGCUCCUACAGGGAUAGCAGCUGCAAACAUUGAUGGCAUGACAAUUCACCAUGCACUUGCUCUUCCUACUCGAGGUAACAUGGCAGAAGACCCCCCAAUCAGUCAUGAGAGACUAGCAGUGCUACGAGAGGCUUUAGAAAAUUUAACAGUCAUCAUCAUUGAUGAGAUUUCUAUGGUUGGUGAUAAGUUAUUCCAUUGGAUAAACAAACGACUGAACCAAAUAAAAGGAGUUGCAAAUCCAGAAACAGUGUUUGGUGGAAUUUGUGUUCUAGCUGUAGGGGAUUUUUACCAAUUAAAACCUGUAAAACAGAGGGCAGUUUAUGAAGCUCCAACAGAUCCACAUGCAAGGUUGAACCCUAACCAUCUAUGGAAAGACUAUUUUGAAAUUAUAGAACUAACUGAAAUUCAACGACAAAAAGGAGAUGCACUAUUUGCUGAACUGUUAAACCGUGUACGACUAGGCCAAAGCCAUAUGACACAUGAAGAUGAGAAGUUACUACAGUCAAGAAUCAUAGCAAGUGAAGAUGAAAACUACCCACAUGGUGCUUUACAUGUAUUUGCAACAAAUGAUGAUGUUGAUAAACACAAUGCGAAAAAACUGAAGCAAAUGACCAAAGAUGUUAAGGUGAUACCUGCCAUUGACAGUAAAAGAGAUCUGGGUACACAGAAAGCAAAGGUCAGCACAGCAAAAAGAACAGUAUCUGACACAGGUGGUUUAACUGAAACCCUUGAACUGGCAGUUGGGGCUAGGAUCAUGUUGCUAAAGAAUAUAGAUGUGGCUGAUAAACUUGUAAAUGGAGCCCAGGGAGAAGUUGUUGGAUUUGUUCACCAAAAUAAUGACCCUACUUGCCCAAUUAUUUGUGUCCUUGUUAAAUUUGAUGAUCCUGUAGUAGGAAUACAUACAAUGAAGACCUUCCCCACUCCAAUUUUUGGAGCAGUUGGCAUAACAAAGGCAGAGGCAACUUUCAAUCUUGAUGGGAAAGGUGCCAUAGAAGUUACCAGAAAGCAGUUCCCUCUAAAUCUUGCUUUUGCCACAACUAUACACAAGGUACAAGGGUUGUCAUUAGACAACAUUGUUGUUUCCUUUGAGCGCACCUUUAGAUGUGGCCAGGCCUAUGUUGCUAUGAGUAGAGCUAAAACUCUGAAAGGACUCCAUCUUCAUUCUUUUGAAAAGUCAAAAGUAUUAGCAGACUCUGAAGUUAAACGUGAGAUGGAACGGAUGAAGUACCACAAAGCUAAAGAAGUGGUACAGUCACCAUUAGAAGGCCUACCAAGCAAAAACUGGACUAAAGUAAGCCAUAUUAAUGUAAGGUCGCUCCCAAUGCACAUCAAAGAUCUAUCAGCAAACCAAGCUCUUUUGACAUCAGACAUUAUCGCAGUUACUGAGACAUGGCUUAAACCAAAUGACACAAGCUUAUCAGUAGACCUUCCAGGAUUCAACUUUCAUAGAAGGGACAGAAAACAGUGUUAUAAAGGCCAUUCAUGCAAAGAUGAUUCUUGUGAAAAAUGUAAUGACAAAGGUGGUAUAGGUUUGUACAUCAAAAAGGAUCUGAAUGUAACAUCUCUGCCUCAGUUCUCUAUCCACCAGUGUGAGACAAUGUAUUAUGAAAUUUCAAAAUCUGACAACAAACUAUUCCUAGGCAUUGUCUAUCGGCCAGUACACACAAAGUUCAGUCAGCUUCUGGAGGAGUUGAUACAGUUUGUGCUGUAUGUUCAGGAUAUGGGUGGCAGGUGUGUUAUAACUGGUGACUUCAAUAUGCAGAGUGACAUUUCUGACAAAAUUAUCCAACUGAAGCAAGUAUUCACUGAAAACAACAUCCACCAGCUGAUCAUUGAUCCAACAUAUACAAGUGGGUCAAUUUUAGACCACAUCUACACAAAUGUCACCUCGCCAAUGCUUCAAUGUGGCACACUUCCAUGCUACUUUACAGACCACAAUGCUGUUUUCUGUGUUUUACCCACUCCAGGUGACAUGGAUGAUCUUCAUAAGUUGAGGAGCAAGAAACACACUGUGUCUCAAACACCAACUCUCAUUAAGCCUGAAAGGGAGAAAAAGAAGAAGGUCCACACUAAACAGCCAAUAAGAGUCCUCACUCGACAUACUGCAGAAGUCUCCGAUGACCUUGAGAUAACAGGUCAUGAUAUCACCUCACAAGUGAUAACAGGUUUCACUCUGCCAACUGAUGAGGACUCUUCACUAGUUGCCAACGCAUUUGGUGUUCCAGUUUUUCACGAUCCAGUAGUGAACAGAGAGCUCUUUGACAUAAGAUACAGGGGAUAUCUGAGGAAUUUGCGCAAAAAAACAUGUCCAUGUAUUAUUGAUGCAACAGAACCAGAUGGAAACUGUUUUUUUAGGGCCAUUUCAAAACAGCUACUGGGGACUGAAAAGUACCAUCUUUGUUUACGGCAGGUUAUCUGCAAUUUUGAGGAGUCACAUCCAAAUACAUUCGUUGACUGGCAUGGUGAGGGACAAGAGGGGUUAAAGCGCCACAUCGGGAAGAUGCGCCGCCAACGAACAUGGGGAACGGAACUUGAACUUCUGGCAGUGGCAACAUUCUUUGACACUUCCAUUUGGGAAUAUACAGAACAGUACCCACAAGGAUCCCAAAACUGGCAAUGGAUUGAAAUCCAGAAGGUUCAACUUCAUCCACAGGAUCCAGCAGUUGAUGGUCUCCCAAUCCAUGGUAUGUUUUAUCUACAUCAUACCAAUGGGAAUCACUAUGACGGCGUAUUCCCUGAUAGGAACAGAAGUGCGAUCAGUGGAAACAAAGAAGUCCCUGGACCGUCUUUUAGCUAG